Anoplophora glabripennis (Asian longhorned beetle) is the source of this 2062-nucleotide messenger RNA. Its product is annotated as protein phosphatase PTC7 homolog. Lineage: Eukaryota; Metazoa; Arthropoda; Insecta; Coleoptera; Cerambycidae. The coding region runs from base 181 to 1092 and encodes 303 amino acids. The transcript has 6 exons. The record is from RefSeq and is a predicted model, not a curated record.
UCAUUUUUGUAAUGGAUCAGUUGGUGGUAAGCUGGUCGCCUUUCAUCCGUCUGAGAGACUCGUGCGCUGUGUGAAUCGCUGUGGGACAAUGACAACGGCCUAAAUUUCCGUGUGCUGGUGCCUGCGUAAAAAACUGAGUAAAAAUGAGCUUGUGAUGUGCUGGUUUAUUGGUGUUAUAUAAUGCACUCUCUAUUAAUCACUGGACGAUUGUUAUCACGAGCAAUUUGGAAUGGAAUCGCGAACAUUUCAUCUGCCUCAGACCCGAAUAUUCAAAGAAAAACUGACCCGUACCUAGUGUCGGCCGUCUGUGGCUUUUCAAAGGAGAGAAAAAUCCAAAGACUGAUCAAGGGACAGUUCGGCGACGAUGCCUGGUUCACUGCGAAAUAUAAAUCCGCUGAUGUAUUGGGCGUGGCCGACGGCGUGGGAGGUUGGAGGGCUUACGGCAUCGACCCGGGGGAGUUUUCCCUACACCUGAUGAAGACCUGCGAGCGGUUGGUCAAGUUGGGACGAUUCACGCCGACCAACCCGUCGGAUCUUCUAGCCAAAAGUUACUACGAGCUGCUACACCAUAAGAAAGCUAUUCUAGGCAGCAGCACGGCCUGCGUGGUCCUCCUCAACAAGGAGAACAGCACGCUGUACACGGCCAACAUCGGCGACAGCGGGUUCAUGGUUGUGAGGAGAGGGCGCGUGAUCCGCCGCUCCGAGGAGCAGCAGCACUACUUCAACACGCCCUUCCAGCUGUCGCUGCCGCCGCCCGGAUACCAGCAGGACGUGCUCAGCGACAGACCGGACGCCGCCAUCACGGACAACUUCGCCGUGGAGGACGGCGACGUCAUCCUCGUGGCCACGGACGGCGUGUUCGACAACCUGCCCCAGAACCUCAUCGUCAACGAGCUGGUGAAGGUGCAAGGUGAACGAUGUGCUAGUCGCCUCCAAAUGGUAGCCAAUUCGAUAGCGUGGAUGGCCAGGAAUCUCUCGUUCGAUGAGACCUUUAUAUCACCCUUUGCUGAAAGUGCUUUCGCUAACGGUAUUAAUACAAUAGGUGGAAAGCCGGACGACAUCACUGUUAUACUAGCAACGGUUGCAAUAUGAAGCCUUAGAACACUGCUUAAACUUACCUUGGCAGGCAACACCACACGACAACGUAGGAAGGCUUCCUCAGUGCGCUGUCGUAACAAUUUUUUUUUGUGGGAAAAAAAUAUAAACCGUUUAUUUUGUGUAUAAGUCGCUUACAGAAAUGUUUUAAUUUUUAUCAGGACUGUGCUUGAGAUGAGUUGGUGCUCUGUUAGUACCGUCUGUUUAUAUACAAUGAUUUUUUUACGUAGUAAAUUUGAAGAAAUAAUAAAAACCGAUCAGAGCAAAUAAACAAAGACAGAACAGUCACUUUCGAAUUAAAUGACUAGAAAAUGGUAAUAUCAGUCAGAGUUAGGGAUGAAGAUACUAGAUGACGCCUCUCCAUUAAAAUCCCUGUUAACCUCGACAGGGAUUCUGUGACAGAGUCGCCAUCUAGUAUUGCCAUUCCUAAGUUGGACUCGAGUGGUUGUCGCCACAUUUCAUUUUGUUUAAAUCCUUAGAAAAAAACAGACUGUAUCAAGCAGUGUCUCCAUAAAAAUUGUUCGGAUUCCUUCUCAAGGCUACUUUAAUUUUGUCUAAUAAAUUAUCUUAAGAUUAGGACGAGAAAUUUCUGCAGCGCUGCCGUAACGUCACGAUCCGGAUAUCAUAGAUUGCGACUCGCCGUUUGACGUUUUUUUCGUGACGGAACGAGAGCGCUGUCGAAAUAUCCACGUCCUACCAAAGGCUGUUGUCCGGCGUGUUUUAACAGGCCCGGGAGUCCCGCAUCGGACGGGUCUCGACGGAAUUAGACGAAUUCAUCACCGGGUGCCCAUCGAGGCUCGCCGUUUUGGCGGGCGCUCCCGGGUUAAAAGGUGAUCGUAAAACCAAAUGACUUGUCGACCUAAUAUUUAGGUUUAAAAGAACUUGCGUUUAAUUCUUGAUGUAUACUCAACAGAACACUUGUUUCUUUGCAGGUUUUUUUUAGUUAAAUAAAUAGUUGUUAUCGAGA